This is a messenger RNA of Phasianus colchicus (ring-necked pheasant), 4350 nucleotides long. It is a transcript of the gene KCTD12, whose product is annotated as potassium channel tetramerization domain containing 12. Gene Ontology annotation, biological process: protein homooligomerization; regulation of G protein-coupled receptor signaling pathway. Gene Ontology annotation, cellular component: signaling receptor complex; presynaptic membrane; postsynaptic membrane. Gene Ontology annotation, molecular function: protein binding. The record is from RefSeq and is a predicted model, not a curated record. Lineage: Eukaryota; Metazoa; Chordata; Aves; Galliformes; Phasianidae.
UCCGCUCGUAGCCCGACGGAGGCGCCCGGUCUGUAGUGCGGCCGCCCGGCUCCACGCACCGACGGGGCGGGGGCUCCGGCGGGCAGCGGCCCUGCGGCACCUGCCGGCGGCGGCAGGAGGGAGGAGGAGGAGGAGGAGGACGAAGGCGGCGUCUCCCCGCCCGCGGCGGGCUCCCUCGGCAUGGCCCUGGCGGACAGCGCCCGCGGGCUGCCUAACGGCGGCGGCGUGUCGCCGGCGGCGGGGAGCGGGGCGACGGCAGCGGCGGCGGGCGGCUGGUCGGCCUUCCCCGAGAUCGUGGAGCUGAACGUGGGCGGGCAGGUGUACGUGACGCGGCGCUGCACCGUGGUCUCGGUGCGGGACUCGCUGCUCUGGCGCAUGUUCUCGCAGCAGCAGCCCAGCGAACUGCCCCGGGACAGCAAGGGCCGUUUCUUCCUCGACCGCGACGGCUUCCUCUUCCGCUACAUCCUGGACUACCUGCGGGACCUGCAGCUGGUGCUGCCCGAGCACUUCCCCGAGCGCAGCCGUCUGCAGCGCGAAGCCGAGUACUUCCAGCUGCCCGACCUGGCGCGCCGCCUGGCGCAGGCUCGGGCCGCCACCGCCGCCGCCCGCCCCGCCGCGCUGCACCGCGACGGCUCGCUCUGCGCCGACGAACCGCCGCUGCUCGGCUGCUUGGAGGCAGAGCCCGCGGAAGGAGGCGCCGCGGCGGCGUCCGCGCCGUCGCCCACCGCCAGCCGCAGCCCCUCGGGCGGGCCGCUGCUGACGCCCUCGCAGUCGCUGGACGGGGCGGGCGGGCGGCGCUCCGGCUACAUCACCAUCGGCUACCGCGGCUCCUACACCAUCGGGCGGGAGGCGCAGGCCGACGCCAAGUUCCGGAGGGUGGCGCGCAUCACCGUGUGCGGCAAGACCGCGCUGGCCAAGGAGGUCUUCGGGGAAACGCUGAACGAGAGCCGCGACCCCGACCGCCCCCCCGAGCGCUACACCGCCCGCUACUACCUCAAGUUCAACUUCCUCGAGCAAGCCUUCGACCGCCUCUCCGAGGCCGGCUUCCGCAUGGCCGCCUGCUCCUCCACCGGCACCUGCGCCUUCGGUCCCGAGCAGGGCGGUCCCGCCGACGACAAGAUCUGGACCAGCUACACCGAGUACGUCUUCUGCCGGGACUGAGCCCCGCCCGGCGGCGCGGGGCUGCGCGGCCCUCGCACCCGCGGGGCUCCCCCGCCGCCUCCCGCCUCGCCUCACCGCAGCGCGCGGCCCCGGAGGGCCCCGGGGGCGGGAGCCGCCGUGCUGCAGUCCGCUUUGGCUGCCGCGGCGCGGCCCGGCUGCCCUGUCCCCCGUCGUGCCCCCCGGUAGCUGUGUUGGGAGCGGGGAGGGAAGAGGUCACGGGUGUGAAUAAACACCCCGGCCAGGAAGGCGUGCGUGUGCCCAGCCCCUGCUUCUCCACGCGGUGCCGUCAGGUUGGGGUAUAGGGGCCAAAGAACUCUACCAGUUGCUUUUCAGUGAUUUCUGUUGAACUAGUAGGUGUCUUCUCCCAUCCCCAUACUCAGACUGAGAUUUUACGUCUUUGAGCAGGUUAUGGCAGUCCGUUUUCUGGCCCCUCCCAUGAAAGCGAUGCCAACCUGUGAAGGAUAGCCAUGUGGCGGUGAUGGCUGCCUGUCACACUGGCAUUGCUGCUUGUACUUAACCUGUAGAGAUGAAUAAUUUUGCAGGAAGUGAGCGUCUUUGUGACCAGAUUCAUCCGCGUCCAUCUGCCCUCCCUCAGCCUCUGAACUUGCCAGGCUGCGGAGCUGGGCCGAGGCCUGCGCAGCAGGAGAGCGAGGCUGCAGUGGAGCACUGUUCUUGGGAUAACCAUCGAACUGUAGUCUGCAGAAUCAAGGGACAGCCCUUUGGGAGCUUAAAAAGCUGUGUACAUUGUAACUUCCAUGGGUGGCAUGAAGUCCUUGUAAUUCUCUUGAAGUCUGCAAUAUGCAUAGAAAAUCCAGUGCAUAUUUCCUUAGCAUCCUCCAAAUGACUGAGGUGGGGUAACAGCCGGACUGCCAUGGUGAAGGUGGGGCCUACUUCCUGUUAUGGUGAAAUUGUGUGUGUAUGUUGAAUGGAAGCAGAUAGAUUUUUUAAGUGUAAUCAAGAGUACCUUGCUUAUUAUUUUGAGUUUUGUCAUCUAAGUGGUGUAAAAUUUUGAAGCCAAUGGAACUGAUGCUGAAGCAACAUUUUUAAGAAACAGUUUCUUGUUUUUCAUGUCAGUAUUACCUGUGACUGCUGAGAGCUAAGAAUCUCUCCUGCCACACAGCUCAUUCUUAGAAAGGAUUAAGCCCCAUCCUUACGAAAGCUAGGGCGGUGACAGUAUUCUUCAGGAGAAAUUGCCCUUUAAGAAAGUAAAGUUGUGUCAUGUUCAUGCUAUUUGGUAGUCUCUCUUGUAGAAGACAGCCACAGCUUGCUUUGCAACCUACAGCCUGAGAGUGGUUUGCACAGUAGGGAAAGUCAAGCAGUUCUAUCCAAUAAAUUCCUGAAGGUUUGAGUACAAAAGCACUUUAACACCUGAUUUUGAAGCCUGUGUUCUCUGUUCAGAUGGUGACAGAAAAAUAUCUUAAGUGUAGUGUUGAAAGAAUUCAACAUUUGAAGCCUGACGUUGCAUUUUUUUAAACUGUUGAUUAACAAGUUGAUCGUUCUAACCCCAAAUUUAGAAAUACUGCUAGCACUUAUGUCUAACCAAAGAAUUUCAUAGUAGGGUUUUAUUUUUAAAACCUUAGUUCCUUUGAAAAGAGCUAUAGCCACUUACAUACUGAGUUCCAGCACUCAGUCUCCAUGUGCAUCACUUGGUCGUUCACUAAGUACAUCUGCAGUUGCGUAAAACUGAAAAUAACUUCCAUAGCCAUGAGUUUUUUAAUUGACGAGAUUGUUUAUCAGUGUGACUAAAGCGAUGAUGCACAUGCGAAAGCUCUGAAUAUUGUCCAGCUGUAGAUAGAUGUAUAAUGGAGUAUUUUUAAGUGGAGAGCAAUGUCCAUGUCUUGUUAGAUGAGCAAUAAGAUAGAGUGAGAGGCCAAUAUACCUGAAGACUGAUUGAAACCUGUUUGUCUUAUGCCUUACUUUGAGAUAAUUUCUUUAUACUGCAAGUGAAAGGAGGUUGAUCACAGCUACUAGGUCUGUGCAUUGUCAUUCUCAAGAAUAAUGACUGUCUUUUUCUAGUUUCUGUUAAGUAACUCUGAAGUAUGUUUUUUAAAAUUUUGUAUAAAAUUUCAGUAAAAGUGUUCGGGUUCGUUCUAGAUAGCUUUCUUUUUUUAAGAAUCUGGUAGCUUAUGAAAUCCAUCAUAGAAGCUAUGAAUAGGGGCAGUUUUGAAUUGAACUUGUGAUUUAGUAUGUAUAUAUAUAUACAGUAUAUAAACAUUUUACAUGAAUCAUUUAGUUUUUUAAUCACUUUAGUGCUACAAAAUUUCAUACCUAGCUGAGCAGUUACGUAUUAUGCUGUGUACAUAAUAUGGUAAUGUUUUAUUGGUUUCUUAUACCUGUUUCUAUGGCAGAAAACUGAAUGCAAAUAUCAGCAUUAGUGUAGAACUGAAAUUGAUUACAUAUUUGCUUGAAUGUGAAUCAUACCUUAACUUGCAGGUGGUUGAAUGCAUCUCUCUUAACAAAAACUGCCUGUAGUUUGAUCAGUGAGUGCUGGCCCAUUUGAUGGCAGAUGACCCAGGAACUCUCAGAAUUUUAAGUAAAAGUUGAUAUAAUAAAAAUGUAAAUAGAUCAUUUAAAAGAAAAAAUCUUUGUGUUUGUGCUAAAAACUCUUUUAAGUGUGAUUAGUAUUAGACAAUGAGGCUGCUCAUUUUAUAUUUAAAAUCUUGGUUUGAAAUGACAGUGCCACAAAUUCAGCAGUCAUUUGAUGACUUGCUGCAGAAAACUCUGUAUGUCUUAAAGGUUAAUUAGCAAUUUCAGUCAAGUUUUCAAAAGGUAAAAUGCCCCAGGCCAAGUCCCUGAGUUUGGAUGAUCUCCUGUGGUGUGCACUCAGAGAAUGGAUGGAUGCAAUAGCUCCUCUAACCCAUUAUUAUACAGAAGGACAACAUCUAAAGGCACACUGCUAGAGCCCCACACAUGGUUUGCAGCUGUUCAUUGUAGAUUUACUUAGAGAUAAAUGCAGUAGCGUUUACAAGAGCUGUUAAACUCAGUCGUUCUUUUAAUUAGAAUUUAAGGUUUUCAGUGAUGCAUAUCGUGAAGGGUGACUGCGGAUGUUUGAUAGGAUGUUUAUAUUUUUAUACAUGUAGAUAACAAACCACUUGCUCAUUCUUAUUUUCACAUGUAUAGCAUUGAAAAUAAAGAUCCUCCUAGGAAAAUGUUGCAAACCAAAUUAAAUUGUUGUUCUUUAAAUAUUAA